AAAAAAGAAAAAACGUAUAGGAAGUCAUCAAUAACAUUAAAUGUAAUCAUUUCCUUACCAACGCGAUGCAGUGAGGAGUGAAAUUAUGAUAUGACACUUUAGGAAGCGGUCGCCGUGUGACUGUAAUAAAAAUUGUUAUAUGCGAAAUGCUAAGCAAAAAGAGAGUGUACGUACGUAUGUAUGUAUGGCUGUGAGUAUGUGAGAAAAAAAAUUUAAUUUAAAGCGAUAUAAACUCAAAAUAACGCUUCAAUACAUAAAAUGUUUACAAAAGCUUGCCAGUGCUCUAGUGCUACUUUAAUCUCGCAUUCGAGCAUUUCCUCUUUCGACGAAUUUCAUAAUGCAAACACACUUUGAUAUUUACAUACACGUAUGUAUGUAUUUGAUGCUAUUGCAAAACGCUCACCAUUUGCACCUUCACUACCGUCAUAUUCCUCAAUAGUUUGAACCAGUUUGUCGGCCAAAGUUAAUAACGUCGCAAGAGUUCAACCAAAAAUAGACAAAAAGAAACAAAAGCACGCUAACCGAGCCAAAGCAACCCAUGUGAGUGAUGAAGUAGAUGAAGCAGCAAAGGAAGAAAUCAAAGAAAGAAGUGUUGAGGAGUUGCUUGCUUCGACCGGCGUUUUGGAUUUAGACAUUUUGUUGCUUUUUUGUUGUUUCUUUCAUUACUUGCUGCCAUACACAUAGGCACUUGUGUGGUCACCUCUGCCGCGUCUGUGCAUAUCAACGGCUCAUUUUAUUAGGCAAAAUCUAUGGUGAAUCGCGGGAUGAAUGCAACAAAACACUUUCGUUUUCGUUUUUGUUUUCGUUUUCGUUUUCUACUUAUUUUUUCGCCUUUUUAUCGGCUGCUUUGGAGAGCACGCCUCUAAGAGUUCAGCUAAGCGCUAAGCGCUAAGCGCUCGGCACACAUUUAUGGUAUAUAAAGUUGCUGGAUGACACUGGAAAGUCAUCAGUUACACAGUUCUUCUCACAACUGGUGCUUGGUUAACUUCGUCUACCGACUUACACGUAGCAAAUAACUAAGCUUAACCUACAACAAAAUGAAGGUUUUCGUUUGCAUCUUAGCUGUGUUGGCCACAGCGCAGGCUGGUUUCCUCGGCCUUGGCGGUGGUAGCGGUGGCGGCGGCGGUGGCGGUGGCUACUCAUAUGGUGGCGGACAUGGUGGUGGACAUGGUGGCUACAGCGGUGGCGGUCACGGUGGCGGUGGACACGGCGGUGGCGGCGGUCAUGGCGGUGAUGUGAAAAUUAUCAAGAUCAUCAGCGCUGAUGACGGCGGUCAUGGUGGUGGACACGGUGGCUUCGAUGGCGGCUACGGCGGCGGUCAUGGUGGACACGGUGGUUUUGAUGGCGGUUAUGGCGGUGGUCAUGGUGGUCACGGUGGUGGACAUGGCAGCGGUUUCGAUGCCUAUGGCACUGGUGGCGAACUCAAAAUCAUUAAGGUCAUUAGCGGAGGCGGCGGCGGUGGCGGCCAUGGUGGAUACAGCGGCGGCGGCGGUCAUGGCGGUCACGGUGGAUACAGCGGCGGCGGUCAUGGCGGUCAUGGCGGUCACGGCGGUCAUGGCGGUGGCGGUCACGGUGGUGACGUGAAAAUCAUCAAGGUCGUACAUGAGGAGGGCGGCGCUGGUGGUUUCGAUGGCGGUUACGGCGGUGGACACGGUGGCUUCGAUGGCGGUUACGGCGGUGGACACGGUGGCUUCGAUGGCGGCUACGGCGGUGGUCAUGGCGGACACGGUGAUCACGGCGCUGGUGGUGAAAUCAAAAUAAUCAAGGUCAUCAGCGAUGGCGGCGCUGGCGGUUAUGGUGGCGGCUACGGUGGCGGUGAUGCCGGCGGCUGGGCUGCUGGUGGCGGCGGUGCUGGCUGGUUGUUCGUGUGCUUACUGGCACUUAGUGCCUUGACGGCGUCUACAAAUGCAGGAUUUCUUGGAUUGUUAGGAGGCCUUAAAGGAGGCGGCGGCGGUGGCGGUGGCUACGGCGGUGGCGGUGGCUACAGUGGUGGCGGCGGCUAUAGCGGUGGUGGCGGAUACGGAGGUGGCGGCAGCGGUGGCGGUGUCCAAGUUAUCAAAGUUAUUUCCAGCGGUGGCGGCGGUUACAGUGGAGGCGGCGGAUACAGUGGAGGCGGCGGCUAUAGCGGGGGUGGUGGCUACAGCGGCGGUGGUCAUGGAGGCGGUGGCUGGGAUGGCGGUCACGGCGGUGGCGGCUACGGUGGUGGCGGUUAUGGAGGCGGUGGCUACGGAGGCGGCGGUCAUUCCGGCGGCGGUGUUCAAGUUAUUAAAGUGAUCUCAUCUGCAGGAAGUGGCGGUUACAGCGGCGGUGGCGGCUACAGCGGUGGUGGCGGCUACAGCGGAGGUGGCGGCUACAGCGGCGGUGGCUGGAAUGGCGGUCACGGUAGCAGCUAUGGCGGUGGCGGUUACGGCGGUGGCGGUUACGGCGGUGGCGGUUACAGCGGUGGCGGUCAUUCUGGUGGUCACGUACAAGUCUAUAAAGUCAUCUCUGUGGGAGGAGGUCACAGUGGCGGCGGCGGUUAUGGAGGCGGCGGCUACAGCGGCGGCGGCGGCUAUGGCGGCGGCGGCUGGUCUGGUGGUAGCAGUGGUGGCGGUAGCGGCGGCUGGGGCGGUUGGGAUAGAAAGAAGUAGAUUGGGGAGCUGAAAAGCUAACUGUAUGUUUCCUAUAAGCCGUAAGAUGAAGUUUUUAAAUCAAAAUGAUUUGAUGCACUGCCAUUGUUCGUGUCCUUCGAAGAUGCAAAUCACGAAGCGCUAAGAAUAUUUAAUGUACAAUAUGUUUUUGAAAGUAAAAAAAAAUCAAAUUUUAGCGUGAUAAUGAAUUAGAUGAUA
Molecule: messenger RNA, 2828 nt
Organism: Ceratitis capitata (Mediterranean fruit fly)
Lineage: Eukaryota; Metazoa; Arthropoda; Insecta; Diptera; Tephritidae
Product: glycine-rich cell wall structural protein-like
Exons: 4
Coding region: 1038-2630 (530 amino acids)
Source: RefSeq, a predicted model, not a curated record